This is a messenger RNA of Eupeodes corollae, 1090 nucleotides long. RefSeq names its product 2-aminoethanethiol dioxygenase. The transcript has a single exon. Gene Ontology annotation, molecular function: oxidoreductase activity, acting on single donors with incorporation of molecular oxygen, incorporation of two atoms of oxygen. The coding region runs from base 210 to 965 and encodes 251 amino acids. Lineage: Eukaryota; Metazoa; Arthropoda; Insecta; Diptera; Syrphidae. Gene Ontology annotation, cellular component: mitochondrion. The record is from RefSeq and is a predicted model, not a curated record.
GACACAACCGAAAACCAAAAGAAAAGUCAACUAAGCUACACAAAAAAUACAAAGUCCAAAAUAAGAUCAUCUUUUACUACCGUAAUAAAAUUCGCAAAAGAAAAGAAAAAAACAAAAAUUGUAAACAAAUCAAUUUUACAAUAAAUUCCAUUCUGUUCUUUUUAAUUGUUUAAAACAUAAGAACAACAAUAAUAAACUACACAUGAAACAUGACAUCGCUCUUCACCAAAAUUCUACGACAAGCCUUUAAAACCUUCGACAAAUCCAACACUGCCUCAUUGAGUGCUAAUCUCAAGAUUCUUUAUCAAUUAACCGAACAAUUGACUUAUCGUGACAUCAACAUAAGCCCCGAAAUAUUCACCCAUGCCAAUAGUGCCGAAAAAGCUCCUUGCACUUACAUACAUGUCUUUCAAAGUGCCGAAGUCUCAAUGAGUGUCUUCAUUCUGAAGGCCAACUACACAAUGCCCCUCCAUGAUCAUCCAAUGAUGAAUGGCAUCCUGAAGGGAAUCUAUGGCAAUUUACUGAUAAAAAGUUACACUGCCAAGGUCAACAAUGCGGAGAGCGAGAGGAAAAGUAAUAAUCUGCUGUAUGACAAACUAGCCACCAAAAUAGAAGUCAGCGCAGAAGAACCGAGGCUGGUGACUCCUGAGUCAGAGUGUGCAGUGCUCACUCCAAUCGAAAGGAAUUUCCACGAGAUCACUGCUGUCGGUGAUGUUGCGGCGUUCUUUGAUAUCCUAAGCCCACCCUACGACACAGAUAUUCCAAUUUAUGGUCGAAGGAAAUGCCAUUUCUAUCAUCGCGUGAGCAUUGAUGAUGGGGAACGAAUCAUGCUCCACAGAAUGAUUCCAGACCCCGUGGACUACUAUUGUGAUACCGCUGAAGCCCCAGAAGCUGUCGUCGAAAGCCAAAAUACAUAUCUUGAAGUGUAUGGCCUUAGUGGCAGUCCUGGCAGCUCUAGUCCUUGAAGAUUCUACAUUUAAGCUAUUUAUAUAUAUAUAAUAUUGAUGAUGUGUUGGAGGAAAAACAGAAGAGAUAACGGUAAAUGAGGAAUGUAUUUUUUAGUAAUUUAAAAAUUAUUUAUUUAAACAAA